AUGGUUUCCAACACAAAGGCAGAUGAUGAGAAAUCCUCGGAAGCACCGUCGUCUCUAGUUCUUCCCUCACUUCCUGAAGAUGUAAUCAUUGACAUCUUAGCGCGUUCAUCAAGAUGCGACCAUCCAACACUCUCCCUUGUUUCCAAGCACUUUCGAUCACUAAUUGCUUCGCCUGAUCUACAAGCAAGAAGAUCCUUGUUGGCCUGCACGGAGCACCGUCUCUACGUUGCCCUCUAUGACAUAAACAUCUCUUAUCUUUACCAUUGGUAUAUCCUCUGCCGGAAAGCCAACGGCCUUCACUGCUUGGUCCGUGCCCUCUAUGACGUUUACCGAUCCCACACGGUGGAACCCAUCCCAAGCAUCCCUGUUCCUAAUUUCGUUUGUACAUUCGCUGACUUCAUCGACGGGAAAAUAUAUGUUAUUGGAUGUGGCGCCGAUCAUUACCCAGUGAAGGCUAUGCUGGUGUUUGAUACAGAAACACAAAAGUGGGAGCAUGUGAUGACUACGCCAGAGAUGAAUAAAGCUCUCACAAGAAGCUACGCUUAUGUGAUGAUGGCUGAUAAAAUAUACGCAGUGGGUUAUCUAGAAGCCAUGUCUAUGACCCAAAGGAAAGUGAAUACAUGUGUGGUUGAUGAUGUAUUGUACUACCAUGAACGGGUUACGACGAACACCUUAAGAGCGUAUGAUCCAAUUCAGAAGUCUUGGGGAGUGGUGGAAGGCUUGAAAAAAUUGUUGGCUGAGACAUCAGAUUCACAGUGGUCAGGUAUUGUGAAUUACGGUGGGAAUCUGGCUUUGCUAUUCAGAAGAGCAGGUGGGAUUUGGUGUGCGGAGAUUUCGCUGGAAAGACGUCAAAGAGGGCAGAUUUGGGGUAAAGUUGAGUGGUGUGAGCAUGUUUUGACUGGAAAUUUUGAAGUUAAGAGAUCUCUAGCUGUUGUGGUUUAA
This is a messenger RNA of Raphanus sativus (radish), 942 nucleotides long. RefSeq names its product F-box/kelch-repeat protein At4g38940-like. The record is from RefSeq and is a predicted model, not a curated record. The transcript is spliced from 3 exons. Gene Ontology annotation, molecular function: protein binding. Lineage: Eukaryota; Viridiplantae; Streptophyta; Magnoliopsida; Brassicales; Brassicaceae. The coding region runs from base 1 to 942 and encodes 313 amino acids.